AUGUAUCCAAUUGCACCGCAUGUCGUCACUCGACAGAAUACGAAAGAGUUUCAUAUCGACCGUGUAGGCGUCAUUCCGAUUGGUACUAGUAUUACUGCAAAUCAUCACAGUUUGCACUUCAAUUCUGAUCUUUGGGGUCCGGUCGAUCCGCAUACAUUCUAUCCAGAACGAUUUACUACCAAGCGGCAUCCACUUGCAUGGAUUCCAUUCGGUGUUGGACCGCGAAACUGUGUUGGAAUGCGAUUUGCACUAAUGGAAAUGAAAAUAGCACUGGUUCGACUUCUUAAAAUCUAUUCUAUUAUUGAUUGUGGUGAACAGACGCGCCAAUCGAUUGAACAACUCGAAGAAUUGAAAGUUAUUGCACCAAAAAACAUGAUUGUACGUUUGCAGCGUCGAGACGAACAGAUAUCAUAA
Messenger RNA from Rotaria sp. Silwood1, 414 nucleotides. The record is from the annotation of a GenBank genome assembly. NCBI's taxonomy places the organism in Eukaryota, Metazoa, Rotifera, Eurotatoria, Philodinida, Philodinidae.